This is a messenger RNA of Cicer arietinum (chickpea), 942 nucleotides long. RefSeq names its product putative recombination initiation defects 3. The record is from RefSeq and is a predicted model, not a curated record. Gene Ontology annotation, biological process: chromosome organization involved in meiotic cell cycle; meiotic DNA double-strand break formation; embryo sac development. NCBI's taxonomy places the organism in Eukaryota, Viridiplantae, Streptophyta, Magnoliopsida, Fabales, Fabaceae. Gene Ontology annotation, cellular component: nucleus.
GUUUAAAUUCCCGUUCCAUUCCCGCCAGUUUACAACUAACUCGCUAGUUCCAUCCCUUCUUCCCAAAUAGAGCGCUAUCACAGAGUUCCUCUUUCCCACUCUCAAACCUCACCGUUUCUGCAUAUUCUAACAACAACGAAAUUACAAAACGGAUCCGAAAUGAAAAUGAAAAUCAACAAGGCGUGCGAUCUCUCCUCCAUCUCUGUUUUCCCUCCUCCUCACGGUUAUGCAAGGAGGCCGAACAAUGCAUCGAUGGGAUUACAAACGUCACAACAUCGAUCGCAACAGUCUCAGCAGUCGUUUUCUCAGGGACUUUCAUCUCAGCAAGGAAUUUUGUCUCAUUUAUCUCAAAGCUCUCUCGAUGAAGCUAUCACAGCAAAUGAUCAGAGAGUUGGUUCUCAAGAACAUGAGAACUCUUCAAGGAGGUUUUCUUGUUUGCCCCGACUUACUUAUUCAAAGGACGAGAGUCAACCACCCAACUCAAGAUCUUCAUCCAAUCUCUUGGUUAAAUGGAAUUCUGCAGAUAAUAAAAAUCAGUUAAGUGAAGGACUCGAACACCGAAUUGGCAUAAUGGAAACCUCAUUGAGCAGGUUUGCAAUGAUCAUGGAUUCUGUUCAAAGUGACAUAAUGCAAGUAAACAAAGGAACUAAGGAAAUUAUUUUGGAGAUGGAGUACAUAAGACAGAAGUUGAUUGCUCAGGAUAACUCACUUCAGUUAAUGACCAAAGGACAAGAAGAAAUUAAAGCAAGCAUUAAUGGGAGCUUGGCAUCUUUAUCUGAACAAAUGAGCCACGUUACAAACAUAGAAAAGUUACAGGAAGUAUAUACGAUGGUUUCAGCCAUGCCGCAGUUAAUUGAAUCUUCUCUACGAAAUGUGCAAAAUGAUCUCCAGAAGACCACCAAGGAAAUGAAGGCACGUAAGAUAUGAAAAUGUAUAAUGAUU